This is a messenger RNA of Emericellopsis cladophorae, 2115 nucleotides long. Its product is annotated as Long chain acyl-CoA synthetase 7. NCBI's taxonomy places the organism in Eukaryota, Fungi, Ascomycota, Sordariomycetes, Hypocreales, Bionectriaceae. Gene Ontology annotation, biological process: long-chain fatty acid metabolic process. Bases 1 to 2115 code for a protein of 704 amino acids. Gene Ontology annotation, molecular function: long-chain fatty acid-CoA ligase activity. The record is from RefSeq and is a predicted model, not a curated record. The transcript has 2 exons. Gene Ontology annotation, cellular component: endoplasmic reticulum; membrane.
AUGGCCCCAAAGGACGCCCAGAGCAUCAUUGCUGAGCUCAAGCAGCCCCCUCCGCCAGGCUCCCCCUACGGUGUGCCUGUUCCUGGCACCGAGCGCCCCGGGCGCAGUGUUGUCUACCGUCACUGGAAGUUCCGCGACCAACCAUUGAUGUCCACUCUCGAGCCCGAAGUCCAAACCCUCCACGAUGUCUUCGAAAGUGCCGCGCGCCAAUACCCCAACAAUCGGUGCCUAGGCAGCCGCCCGUGGAACCCUGCCACGCGCUCCUGGGCUGACAAGUACGAAUGGUCAACAUACGCUGAGACGGCGCAGAGGAGGAAGAACUUGGGUGCCGGUAUCGUGGAGAUCCACAAGGCGGCUGGAAUCAUGACCGACAAGUACGGUGUUGGACUCUGGUCCCAGAAUCGUGCCGAAUGGCAGCUCACGGACCUCGCGCUCACUGCGCAGGGCCUCUACACCGUAUCGCUGUAUGAGACUCUGGGGCCCGAGACUUCGGAGUACAUCAUUAACCACGCCGAGCUUUCUUGCGUCGUGUGCUCGCUGCCGCACAUCCCCACGCUUCUCAAGAUGGCAUCUCGCCUGCCGAACCUCAAACUGAUUGUGUCCAUGGACUCACUGGACGCCGGUGAGAUGGAUGCCAACUCCAAGGCCGCUCUGCUGAACCAGCUGGCUUCCGAACACGGCAUCAAGGUUCUGUCCCUGCCCGAGGUGGAGGAGAUUGGCGCGCGGUCUGGCCGCGAAUUCCGUCCUCCAGUCAGCUCCGACUUCUGCACCAUCAACUACACGUCCGGAACGACGGGUGCGCCCAAGGGCGUUGUCCUGACGCACCGUGCUGCUGUGGCCGCCCUCGCGUCAGGCCGUACUGGCGGUCAGAUGGGCCCCAAGGACGUGCACAUGUCCUACUUGCCCCUGGCGCAUAUCUACGGGCGCAUGAUCGAUGGCAUUGCAUUGGCUGAGGGUGCUGCCAUUGGCUACUUCCGUGGCGACGUUCUGGGCCUGGUCGACGACAUGAAGAUUCUCAAGCCCACUGGCUUCAUCUCGGUGCCUCGUCUGUUCAACCGGUUCAACUCGGCCAUUCGUGUAGCGACCGUGGAGGCCCCCGGCCUUAGAGGUGCGCUCUCGAACCGCGUCAUCUCUGCAAAGAAGGCGCAGAUGAAGCAGCCCGUCGGCAAGGCUUCCAACAAGCACUUCCUGUACGACCGCAUCUGGACGCCCAAGGUCAAAGCCGCUGUUGGGCUCGACAGGGUCCACUCCAUGAUCAGCGGCAGUGCGCAGCUGGAUCCCGAUGUGCAGGAGUUCCUCCGCGCCGCCUUCGCCAACGACUUCAAGCAGGGCUACGGCAUGACCGAGACAUAUGCCGUCGGCACCAUCCAGUCCACAGGCGAUUUCACCACGGGCAACAUUGGUGCGCCCAUGCCAUGCAUGGAGAUCUGCCUCGAGUCCGUCCCCGAGUUCAACUACAGCGUUGACGACAAGCCGAACCCCCGCGGUGAGCUCCUGCUGAGGGGACCAGCGCUCUUCAGCGAAUACUACAAGAACGAGGAGGAGACGAGCAAGACGAUUGAGGCUGAUGGGUGGUUCCACAGUGGAGACAUUGCGGAAAUCGACAAGCUGGGCCGGGUCAAGAUUGUCGACCGCAAGAAGAACGUCCUCAAGCUGGCACAGGGCGAGUACAUCUCCCCGGAGCGCAUCGAAAACGUGUUCCUGGGCAACACCCCUGUCGUGGCCACGGCGUUCGUGCACGGCGAUCCCAAGGAGUCCACCCUGGUGGCCAUCUUUGGCAUUGAUCCCGAGAACUUUGCGCCCUUCGCCAGCAAGGUCACCGGGGAGAAGAUUGCCCAGACUGACACGGCCGCUCUCAAGGCGGCUACGCAGAACCCGAAGGUCAGGGCCGCCCUCCUCAAGGUCCUGGAUGGGAUUGCCCGCCACCACAAGUUCAACGGCUUCGAGAAGGUGCGCAAUGUGUAUCUUGACAUUGACCCCUUUACCGUCGACAACGGCCUGAUGACACCUACCCUCAAGACCAAGCGCCCGCUGGUGGUCAAGGCGUUCCAGAAAGAGAUCGCCCAGAUGUACGAGGAACUGGCGGCUCAGGAAUCUCCCAAGACCAAGCUAUAG